CGUGGCUAUAUAAACAUGGCUGGCGUGACCGCGCAGAGGGGCUGUGCUGCGCUCGUUUAGUUGUGGGGGGCGUCUUUUGGCUUGUUCGUGGCUUGCAGUUUUGAAAUUUCUGGCGGGGGAAUCGCGGCUUGGAGUCAACCGGCGAGGUAGGAGCCGAAGGAGAGACGCCCUUCCGGAGCCGCGCACAGCGUUGCAGCGGGAGCGGAGGCUGGGGCGCCAGUCAGAGCCGGCGCACGUGUGAGAGCGGCGAGGGCGGCCAGGUGCCGACGCGGGGAGCGUCCGGGACGCGCAGGUCCCGCCGCCCCGCCUAUGCCGGUCGCUGACUCGCUGUCGCGGCCCCUCCGCCGCCCCUAGCGAUGCUGCGGAGCCGAGGCUGCAUCGGAGUCAGACGCCGCUCUCCCAGACGCCCCGCGCCUCCGUUCCCGGAACGCCGCCGCCGCUGACCUGCCCGGGGGGGAUGCCCGCGGGCCUCACGGAGCCGGCGAGCGCCGCUCCCCCGGCCGCUGUGAGCGGCGCCCGGCCCGGCCCGGUGGCCAUGGCCCCCUCCGGGACUCUGGCCGCCCGCGCCGACAGCGUCACCACGGCCCCCGUCGGCGUCUGCCUGCAGCCGGCCGCGCCUCCCCCGGCGCCCGGCCCGGCGCUCAGCACCGCGGCUCCCGUCAGGGCUCUGCCCGCGCUCGGCCCCAGCGGGGCCCCGCAGCUCGUCGCCGUGAAGACCCCCGGCGCCGCCGCUGCUGCCGCCAUCCAGCUGCCCGCCGGCCUGCAGCUGUCCCCAGGAACAGUUUUGAUCAAAAGUAACACUGGUCAGUUGAUGUUGGUGUCUCCUCAACCAGCUGUAACAAGAACAGAGACAACAAGUAAUGCAACUUCAAAUUCAACUGUACCAACACAUACUCAAGCAGUCAAAGUCUGUACAGUGCCGAAUUCGAGUUCACAGUUAAUCAAGAAAGUGACAGUGGCACCAAUUAAAAAACUGACACAAAUAGGAACCACAGUGGGAACCACAGUUUCGAAGCCUUCCUUAGUACAGUCUGUGGCUGUGCCAGCCAAUAUUGUCACAGUUAAGCCUGUGAAGUCACUGCAUACUGUAGCUGCUCUGAAACCUUCGAGUUUGGGGGUGUCACCUGCCGUCUCAGCUGAACCCAGCCUCAACACAGAGAACUUAGCAGCUACUCAAGCAAAACUUCCUCCAAUGAUGUUAGAAAAUGUGAAGAAAUGCAAGAAUUUUCUUGCAAUGUUAAUAAAACUAGCGUGCAGUGGAUCACAGUCCCCAGAAGCGGGACAGAAUGUGAAGAAGCUGGUGGAGCAACUUUUGGAUGGAAAAAUCGAAGCAGAAGAAUUUACUAGACAUCUGUAUGUUGAGCUCAAGUCUUCACCACAGCCUCAUCUCGUUUCUUUUCUUCAGAAGAGUAUGAUUGCCUUGCGACAACUCAUUCCUAACCCCCAGAGCUUUAUACAGCAGUGUGUUCAGCAGACAUCUGGCGCGGUAGUCCUUACUACUUGUAACACGAUAGUUACACCUUCUCCUGUGGUGACAACAGUUUCCUCACUACAGCCUGAAAAGUCCAUGGUUGUUUCUGGAGCGACAACACCCAGAACAGUGCAGAGUUCACAUGCUGAUCCAGGGGGAGCCAAGCCUGGAAUUGUGACACUUCAUCCUGUGGGUGCAGCUGCUGUAUCAGGAGGUACAGCAGCAGGAAAUGUGUUGCUGCAGACUCAGAAGCCGCUUGUGACACCCGCACAAAAUGCAGUGACAGCAGUCUCUCUUCAGUCAGAAAAGCCAGUGAUCUCUAGGACAGCGGUGCCACUGGCCCUUCCAUCAGGAACUUUUGGAGUAGCUUCAUCAGCAGCGAUUUGUCUUCCUUCUGUGAAGCCUAUUGUUACGACUGCUGGAAUGACUUCUGAGAAGCCUGUCGUUGGCGCUCCAGUUCAGAUCAGACUUGCACAGCCAAGUCCUCUUGUUUCACAACCAGCUGGUAUUCCACAGGCAGUUCGAGUCAAACAACUGGUUGUCCAGCAACCUUUAGGAGCCAUCACAAAACAACUGGCCACACUUUCUCAUUCCUCAGCAGUGACUAUUCAGAAGGCUGGGCAGAAGGUGCCAGUUAAGACUGCAGUACCUACUGCCUCUAUCCUAAAGCAAAUUACUUUGCCAGGAAAUAAAAUUCUGUCCCUUCAGGCAGCUCCUAUUCAAAAAAAUACUGAGAAUGGAGCAACAUUUUUCAGAGAUGAAGAUGACUUCAAUGACGUGACUUCCAUGGCAGGGGUCAACCUCAAUGAAGAAAAUGCCUGCAUCUUAGCAACAAACUCUAAGUUGGUUGGCAACCGUAUUCAUUCUUGUAAAGAUGAACCCUUUCUUUUCACUGGAGCACUACAAAAGAGAAUUUUAGACAUUGGUAAAAAGCAUGGCAUUACGGAACUUAAUUCCGACGCAGCGAACUUGAUCUCCCAUGCAACACAGGAACGAUUACGAGGCCUUUUAGAAAAACUGACUACAAUUGCUCAGCAUCGAAUGACAACUUACAAGGCAAGUGAAAAUUAUAUCCUGUCUAGUGACACCAGGUCACAGCUCAAAUUUCUUGAAAAGCUGGAUCACUUGGAGAAGCAGAGAAAGGAUUUAGAAGAAAGAGAAAUGUUAUUCAGGGCAGCUAAGAGUCGUUCCCAUAAAGAAGAUCCAGAACAGCUGAGAUUAAAGCAGAAGGCCAAAGAGUUGCAACAGUUGGAACUGGCACAGAUACAGCACAGAGAUGCUAAUCUUACAGCUCUUGCAGCUAUUGGACCAAGGAAGAAGAGACCACUAGAAUCUGGAUCUGGAAGUGAGGGAUUAAAAGACAGCCUUUUUGCUUCUGGGACCUCCAGUCUGACAGCUACCAAACAAUUGCUUCGUCCAAGGAUAACAAGAGUCUGCCUCAGGGACUUGAUAUUCUGUAUGGAACAGGAAAAGGAAAUGAAGUAUUCACGAGCUUUGUACCUUGCCCUUCUCAAGUGACUCUCUGUCCAGAUCCUUGCUAUUACUGCCAAAGAAGACAUAUAGACAUCAUUGCACUGUCCUGAAAUUUCAGUUUCUGGAAAAGAAUCACCCAUGUGGAUGACCAUUGUUUACAAUUACAAACUUCUGUUAAAUCUUUCUUAUAUAUCCCAAGGGAUUCUUAAUAAUUAGAGUUAAACUUUAUCUUCUGAAAACUGGCUAUGAAAUACAGUUUGCACAGAAAGAGGUUAUCUAAUUACAAGUUAAAACCCAAUUUGUUAUUAUCUGCUUCACAUGCCAAAAUAUUAUCAGACUAGGUGUCUGCUCUUAACACACCUCUUCCUCUCCUGUAAGGGAGAAAAGGAAUCACCCCAUCCUAAGCAAAAUGCACCUCGUCCUUUGCUGAAAGGGUUAGCUUUUUCUGGGCUGGAACCAGCAACUGCUUAAUGAUGACAACCACCUUCUGGAUUUGAUGACCAGCCACAGCAUAGAGCCUAUGGUGGUUUAUCAGCUAAGCCCCCAGUGUUGUCAGAAACUGAGCUGGAUGGGGGUAAUUUGUGCCAGAGGUUGCUGUUCAUAGCAUUUAUUCCUUUGAUACCAAAUGAGGGGACACCCUUGUCGGGGAAACCUUAAAGUUGUAGCAGUUCAUAUACCUCAUUGAAAAUGGGAAACGGUAAAGUACUGGAAGGAGCAAAGAAGCAUUGAAUUCAAAAUGGGAUUACACAGCAUGGAGCAUGCUGCGAAUAACUAAGUUGGACCAUACUGAGAGUGAGACAUCAGAGCUACUGGUACAUAUUGACUUGUUGGGAGUGUCAUGUUGUAUUUUCUAUGUUUUUCUAUGCAAAAAAUGCUUCAUGACUUUUCUUGGCAACCCAAUAAAUAUUUUGUUAAGAGAAAGUCACAAAGAAAAAAAGUACCAGACAUUUUCAAAUGACAUUAUUUUAAAAUGAGGGAUUUUUUUGUUGUUGUUGUUGUUGUAUAUCAUUUCACAUAUUAAACGGGAUAGCUUUGUAAUAUCUUUUAGUUAACUUUUAAGAAUCUUACUGCAUUUUUUAAACUCCUAAUGGUUAAUUAGGAACUUUUAAUAAUGGGGUCCCACUUUGGAUUCUGUUCUCGAAAGAUAAUGUUAGUGCCUCAUUUUUGGAGAUCUUGAUCCUGCAUACACACGAGGAACAUGUGUGCAUACGCUCACCUGAGGAUAAAGUUGACGCUUUGCAAAAAACAAGGCCUUUUUUUUUAUUAUUAUUUUUAAUUCUACCUGUAUGGCAUGUUGCUGGUAAAAACAGCUGUAGUUAGGAAUACAGAAAGAAUAAGUCCUCAAAGAAGGUUUGUAAAAGGAAAGGAAAGUUGUAUUUCUUAGCAAUAUAACUCAUGAGGCAAGAACACCUCAGGCCUGUUACUUCUUCCAUCCUGUCUUCCCACUGAGAUUGGUAUGGCCGUAUUCUGUGUACUAUAGUCAGUUUAAAUUGACCACAUUUUUGUUUCAGCAAGUUAUUGUGUAAAAAUGCCAUAAAUUAAAUAAAACAACAAGGGCAACAAAAGGGAAAAUAAUUUAAAAAAAUGUUAUAAAUUUAUGUAUAUGUUUAGAGAGUACCUUCAGGAAAUAUCUAUACCUAGAGUUGUUUUUGUAUAUUUAAAUGCUUGGCUUUAUUUUUUUUUGUAAAGUUCAGCACACUCAUAUUUGUGUAUAAUCUUAUUGAUCAGAUGUUUAAAAAUAUUUCAAAUACCUAAUUAAAAUAAUUAUUUUACUA
Molecule: messenger RNA, 4719 nt
Organism: Erinaceus europaeus (western European hedgehog)
Lineage: Eukaryota; Metazoa; Chordata; Mammalia; Eulipotyphla; Erinaceidae
Gene: TAF4B
Product: TATA-box binding protein associated factor 4b
Biological process (GO): DNA-templated transcription; transcription initiation at RNA polymerase II promoter
Cellular component (GO): transcription factor TFIID complex
Molecular function (GO): RNA polymerase II general transcription initiation factor activity; DNA binding; protein heterodimerization activity
Source: RefSeq, a predicted model, not a curated record